CAAAGAAUCCCAACGGGCCCCGCCUUCCAUUAUCUUCGCGCUCCUGAGAGGAGGAAGAAGCGCGCGCCCGAGACAGAGACGCUUCCCGCCAAUGGCGUUCUCAACCCCAUUCUCUCUCUCUCUGGCUCCGCACUGUCGAUCCUUUGCUUCCCCCUGCUCUGACGCUUCUCCUCUCGGCCUUUCUUCUCCUCGUCUCCCCACCUUUCCUCUUUCCCUUCCCCUAUCUUCACCCGCCAGUUGCUCUUCCGUCGCCGACCUCCGAGGCACCGGCAUUCGUCUCGAUCGUCCGCCACGUAGUCGACGUGGUGUUUGGAGGGUAUGCGCGGUUGCCAAGCACGAGCCCUUGAAAGUGAUGAUCAGCGGGGCGCCUGCUUCGGGGAAAGGAACUCAGUGUGAGUUCAUCGUCAAGAAGUACGGCUUGGUGCACAUUUCGACCGGUGAUCUUUUGCGGGCUGAAGUAUCUUCUGGAACGAAGAUUGGCGUGAUGGUGAAGAAGUUUAUGGAGGAUGGGCUCCUAGUUCCAGAUGACAUUGUGACAGAUAUUGUGAAGGCUAGGCUGUCGCGGCAAGAUGCAAAGGAAAAAGGGUGGCUUCUUGAUGGGUAUCCACGGACAUUGGCACAGGCACAAAGCCUUGAAAGUAGCAGUAUUCACCCUGACGCCUUUCUUUUGUUAGACGUUCCAAAAGAAGUGCUCAUAGAUAGAAGCGUUGGAAGGAGAAUGGAUCCCACUACUGGAAAAAUAUACCAUCUUAAGUACUUUCCUCCUGAAACUAUGGAAAUCUCAUCAAGGUUGAUUACUCGUCCUGAUGACAUGGAGGAAAAGGUCAAGGCACGUAUUGAAUCGUAUAACGAAAAUGUCGAAGCUGUAACAUCAGUAUAUGCAGAUCUGCUGAUAAAGGUUGAUGGGAAUCGCCCUAAAGAGCUUGUUUUUGAAUCCAUUGAUUCAUUGCUUAACAAAUUGAAGAGUGAUAAAUUAAAGAUAUUGAAUGAAGCAACCAUCGAUAGUAGUACUGCAGGCAUGGCUCCUUUGAGAAAGGAAAAUUGGAGAGGAAUCCCAACGAGGCUGAACAAUAUUCCACAUUCCAAAGACAUAAGAGAAUAUUUUUAUGAUGAUGUGCUACAAGCUACUCAAAGAGCUAUUGAAGAUAAACAAACAAGAUUGAAGGUGGAGAUUAACAUCCCAGAGCUUAAUCCAGAAAUGGAUGUUUAUCGCAUUGGCACACUUAUGGAACUAGUUCGAGCUAUUGCACUUUCAUUUGCAGACGAUGGAAAGUAUGUUAAGGUCUGCGUGCAAGGGUCUAUGGGAGAAGGAGCUCUUUCUGGCAUGCCAUUACAGCUAGCUGGAAGUAGAAGGAUUCUGGAAUUCAUGGACUGGGGUGAACAUGGUGCACUAGGAACAUUUGUGAACAUUGGAUCAAUAGGUGCUAAAGAUGUGAAUAAACAGGACGAUAUUUUUAUCAUUGUGGCUCCACAGAAUGCUGUUGGUAACUGCAUAAUUGAUGAAUUAAAAGCUUUGACUGAUGAGGCUGGUGAUCGUCCUGUUAUUUUGGUCAACCCCCGUUUAAAGGAUUUACCAAGUUCAAGUGGAAUAAUGCAAGUUAUGGGAAGAGAAGCAAGACUUGAGUAUGCAUCCACUUUCCAAAGUUGCUACCUUUUUCGGCUUUUGUACUAUGCAGGCACCUUAUAUCCUAUCAUGGGUGCACUUAGGAUGUCAUAUCCAUACAAAUAUGAACUGUAUAGAAGAGUUGAUGAGGGGUAUGGGAAGGAAAAAUAUGUCAUUAUCUCUACAUUUCCUGAGAGGCCUACGCCAUUACAAAUCAAUGAUGCAUUCGAGGGAAAGCAAAGAGACUCCAGAGAAACAACUUCUGGAUUUUGGGGUUUCCUAAGUAAUAUUUUUUGAUCUAUGAUAUGGACGGGCAGAGCUUGUGAGGAUGGACUUCUUUUACAAUGGAAGAGUUGUUUGUUGAGUUGGGGUACACAGGAGUCAGGACAAUCCUGUGGCUGUCACAGCGUCACGGUGACAGAAAAGCACAGCAUCAGGAAAAUAAAUGUGAAGUUAUUAUUUCCAAGUGUGCAUAUGUUUAUCUAGUAUUCUGUUAUUUUAUUGUCGGCAUAUUUAGACAAAAUGGGUUUUCCUUUUGUGUUAUAUUAUGAGCUGUGUUACAUGAACAUAUGCGUGUUUGUUAAGUCAACCGAGACACUCAGACGGAGUAGGACACUGUAGAUCCAGCAUGGGACAAAGGCAUCGUUUGGUCA
Molecule: messenger RNA, 2256 nt
Organism: Nymphaea colorata (pocket water lily)
Lineage: Eukaryota; Viridiplantae; Streptophyta; Magnoliopsida; Nymphaeales; Nymphaeaceae
Product: adenylate kinase 5, chloroplastic
Exons: 20
Coding region: 92-1900 (602 amino acids)
Biological process (GO): nucleobase-containing compound metabolic process
Molecular function (GO): AMP kinase activity; ATP binding
Source: RefSeq, a predicted model, not a curated record